Messenger RNA from Candida albicans SC5314, 768 nucleotides. It is a transcript of the gene RRP15, whose product is annotated as Rrp15p. Gene Ontology annotation, cellular component: preribosome, large subunit precursor. The transcript has a single exon. The coding region runs from base 1 to 768 and encodes 255 amino acids. Gene Ontology annotation, biological process: maturation of LSU-rRNA; maturation of 5.8S rRNA. NCBI's taxonomy places the organism in Eukaryota, Fungi, Ascomycota, Pichiomycetes, Serinales, Debaryomycetaceae. The record is from RefSeq and is a predicted model, not a curated record.
AUGGUAUCUGUGAAUAAGAGCAAGAAACUGACUAGUAUAAAGCAAACUAACCCUAAUACUGAAAAAAAGAAGACUGCCAAAGUGGUGAUAGAAGAGGAAGAGCAAGACCAAUCCAAUUCAUCUAGUCAAGAAGUGGAAAGUGAAGAUGAAAGUGAUUCAGAAUUGGAAGUAGCAGAUAAUGAUGAUUUAGAUCAGGAAAUAGGAUCUGAUGAUGAAGUUAAUAUUGCAGAUGCUUCAUCAUCCGAAGGGUCGGACGCAAGCGAAGAUGAAAAUGAAAAUGAAGAAGAGGAUUUUCCAAAACUAAAGAAGAGAAAAACAAAGUCUACAGAAGACGGGUCUGAAUCUUUUGCUGAUGCCUUGAACUCUAUUGUUAACUCAAAACUAAAAGCAUACGAUAGAAAGGAUCCAAUUUUGGCUCGAAAUAAAGUCACUUUAAAGAAGUUAGAACUGGAUAAAUUGGAAAUGAAGGCCAAGAGAGCCUUAUUGCAAGAAAAGAAAGUGUUACAUGACAACGCCAGAGUUAAAAACUUGUUGCCAACAAGUAAUGAACCGGAGAAAGUUCGUCAAGUGAUUGAAAAGGAAAAGGCAUUGAAAAAAGUUGCACAACGUGGUGUUGUCAGAUUGUUUAAUGCAGUGUUAUCCACGCAAAUCAAAACCAAUCAAGAAGUCAAUAAGGAGAAGUUGGGACAAACCAAAAAGGAAGAAAUAAUGAAUGAAGUAUCUAAAAACAAAUUCUUGGAUCUAAUUGCAGCUGCUGGUAAUGAAUAA